Molecule: messenger RNA, 1333 nt
Organism: Oncorhynchus keta (chum salmon)
Lineage: Eukaryota; Metazoa; Chordata; Actinopteri; Salmoniformes; Salmonidae
Product: transmembrane protein 80-like
Exons: 6
Coding region: 16-453 (145 amino acids)
Biological process (GO): non-motile cilium assembly
Cellular component (GO): ciliary transition zone
Source: RefSeq, a predicted model, not a curated record
GCAGCAACAUUCAACAUGGCGGCGAACAGAGCAGGCAAGUCUCCUGUUGUUCUGUCGUCUGUUCCUCUCCAGCUCCUGCUCUACCUGACAGCUCUUUACUAUGUCUUCUACUUCCUCUCUACAUUCUGCAUGAUCAUCUACAAGAGUCGUGUGAUGAGCUACCCUGAUGACCUCCUAACCCAGGACGUAGGUCUGCUCUUCUUCAUGGCUUGUCUUGAGCUGUUCCGACUCUACUGUGGUGUGAGGGGUAACCUGCAGGAGACGGAGGGUUAUAUGUGGGCUAACCUGGCCAUGACGGUGGCUACGGCCCUGUUGUCCGUCUACUUCCUGGUAUGGCAGCUGUACGUGAUGCAUGCUGACGUCAUCAUCAACGCCAUACUGCUCAGUGUUUACGGACUGGGAGGGGUCCUAGGUCUGGCCACACUGGCUAGAUUCACCAGUGUCUACUCCUGACCCCAUCAAUUAUAGCUGCACUGACAGCACCUCCAGAAUCUCCUUCCACUCUUUCACUACCAAACCUUCACUACCACUCCUUCACUACCAAACUUUCACUACCAGUCCUUCACUACCAAACCUUCACUACCACUCCUUCACUACCAAACCUUCACUACCAAACCUUCACUACCACUCCUUCACUACCAAACCUUCACUACCAAACCUUCACUACCAAAUUUUCACUACCACUCCUUCACUACCAAACCUUCACUACCAAACAUUCACUACCAAACCUUCACUACCACUCCUUCACUACCAAACCUUCACUACCCCUCAUUCACUACCAAACCUUCACUACCAAACCUUCACUACCAAUAGCAUUCAGAAUGCUAGUGGUAUCCUGUCCCGGAGCUCUACGGACAAUUCCUUUGACCUCGUGGCUUGGUCUUUGCUCUGUCAACUGUAGGACCUUAUAUAUAGACAGGUGUGUUUCCAAAUCAUGUCCAAUCAAUUGAAUUUAUCACAGUUGGACUCCAAUCAAGUUGUUGAAACAUCUCAGGGAUGAUCAACGGAAACAGGAUACACAAGAGGUCAAUGUUGAGUCUCAUAGCAAAGGCUCUGAAUACUAAUGUAAAUAAGGUAUUUAUGUUUUACUUUAAAUAUAUAUAUAUAUAUUUGCCAAACAUUUCUAAAAAAACAAAAACAAAAGUGUUUUUUGCUUUGUCAUGAUUGGGUAAUUGUGAUGUCAUUAUGGGGUAUUGUGAUGUCAUUAUGUGAUAUUGUGAUGUCAUUAUUGGGUAAUUCUGUGUAGAUUGAUGAGAGAGAGAAAAAGUAAAAUAACAAAAUGUGGAAAAAGUUGAGGGGUCUGAAUACUUUCCCGGACGCGCAUCACAUCUAU